UGGCGCCGCGGUACGACACUUUCCCCACCACAACAUGAUGACGCACCCGGACUUUUCCCGCGUUUUCCCCGCAUGGACGCCGCUUCCCUCGUUAUCCCUGUGCUGAGGGACCAACCGCCUGCAAGAAACGCCUUAAGUACCUUGAAGGAAGAUUUAUCCUGGAUGAAAUGGAAUUUACUCCCAAGAAACGGAGUAUUCCCACUUAUAAUAAUGGUCGCCACACUCCAUACUCCAGUGGUGGCCAGGCCCAUUAUAAAAGGUUGAAGAGGAUUAACCAGUCUGGCUCUCCUCGCAGCCCAUAUCUUGUAAGCCCACCUCAGACAUAUUCACAGAAACGUUUUAUGACUCGUACAGAAAGGAUUGUCAGCCUCUCCACAAAGACUGCUAAUGCUAAUGAACGGUUAGUGACACCAGAAAAGAAAAUAAUCAGGAAUAGUCCAUCACCUCAGAGCACCAAGAGACCAUUUAUUGACGUCAACAGUGUUGAGCGUGUCAAGGGGUCAUAUUCAUCUCGGCCCGGUGAUCAAGAUGCAGACACACCGCAGAGCACCAAGAGGCCAUAUAUUGCAGUCAAGACUGAUGAGUGCCCAUCACACCUCAGUGAUAGAGAUACUGACAUUUUUGAUGGCAAAAGUAAACACAAUGAUGAAAAUGAUCCAUAUAUUUUUAACUCCAGUCUUGACUGUGAUACCUAUGACAAAAGAACCAAGCGAGAUGAAAAGAACUCCAUCUUUCCAAAGACAAGUGCCGUAAAGUCAUAUCCCAACAAAAAGAAGCAGGUUGACAUCUCCCGACCAAGACUCCUGGUAGAUGUUAUGCCAGAUAAGGUAGAAAAAGCUUAUGGGGUCAACUAUAAAUCUGAAGCAGAAAAAGAGAAUGUGCCUGCACAGACGAGAGAACUGGUGUCUUCGCCUGAAUCUGCCAUCAAGAGGCAAUUCAUUGCAGCCAAGACUGAGGAGUGUGCCAAAGUGUCUUUUCCAUCACACACCAGUGAGCGAGAUACAGUUACUUUUGAUGGCAAGAAGAAAGUGAGUGACGAGAAUGAUCCUUAUAAUUUUUGCUCCAGUCUUGAUUCUGAUACUUCUGACAAAAGAGCCAAGCCAGAUAUUGACAAGGAGAACAGCAUCUUUCCAAGGACAAGUGCCAUGAAGUCGUAUCCUAGCAAGAAGAAGCAGGUUGAUAUCUCCCGAUCAAGACUCCUGGCAGAUAUUUCCCCAGACAAGGUGGAGAAGGCUUACGGGCCCAGCUUUAACUUUGAGGCUGAAAAGGAGAAUGUGCCAGCAGAGACCACAACAACAGGAGACUUACUGACUGCCCCUGAACCUGCCACCACCCUACCACACCUCAUUGGAUUUCCUAACUAUGGCAAUACCUGUUACCUGAAUUCAGUGGUUCAAGCUCUGUUUGGAUUGUCACCCUUUGUCGGGGACUUGCAGAUGGUGUCUUCCCAGCUCAACUUGCCCACCACCUCCCUUUCCUCAGGUCUCAAUCAAGUUGUAGCUACUCGCAAGAAGGGACAAGUGCCAUUGGUGAAACAGUCAUUGAAGACAGUAAAGGAAAAUCUUGUGCGUGUUGAUGGAUCCUUCUCUGGUUUUAAAAUGCAGGAUGCUAAUGAGUUUUUGACUCGUGUCCUCGAUACAAUAAAGGACGAAAUUGAUCGCAGCCACAUGACCACUCCAAGUCCUAACCGCUCCCUCACCUCUAAGGAUGAAGACUUUGAUGAAGCACUGUUCCCUGCCAUCCCAAGGUGCCAAAAACUCUUGAAUAGGGUUGAAAGUAAUUUUGAAAAUGAAGUGAACAUCCACUCCAAAGACAAGAGUUCUGCAAUCAAUAGGAAAGACAUUGAACAGGUGCAGGUGGGACAGAGGGCCUCUGUAGGGCAGGAGACUUCUCUCAGUGAAUUGAUGUCAUCUGAGCCUGAAGCUGAGAGUGAACAACUUCACCUGAGUGUUGCACAGGCCAUUACUCCUAGCAAACAGUGUGGUGAGCAUACUUUGCCCAGGAAUCCCAUUAAGGAUAAUUUUGAGUUUCAACUCUUUGAAUCCUACAGGUGCCUUGGGUGCAAUGAAGUGGAAGGAAAGAAACAAGAGUAUUUUGGACUCUAUGUGAACUUACCAGAGGAAAAUAAUGAAAGUAUUCAAGAUGCCUUAUCAACCUGCAUGGGUGAAGAUGAGAGAGACCUCAAGUGUGAGAAGUGUGGCCACAAUCGCUCCUCAGUAAUGACUUCAAUUACCAGAUUACCGAGAAUACUCAUUGUGCAGCUAAAGAGAUACGAGUACAAAGCAGACCAGGGAGAAAGCAUCAAGAGGUCAUGGAGGGUUCCUAUCACACGUUGGCUUAAUUUAGACGAUUAUGUUUGUGAUGCCACACCACCAUCAUUAUGGAGUCCACAGUCUGCAAGCAUUACUCCUCGAGCCAGCAAGCAGACCACCCUCACUGUGCGCAACCUGUCCUCGGAGCUGAAUGUGUGUGAGGGACGCAAGGAGCAAGAAGAACCUUCCGUAUGUUCCUCAAGUAUUAUCAGACCUGCCGAAAAUCCUAUUCCUCUUCCUUCGUCUGAUAAAGAAGAUGAGGAACUUCAGGAAGUGAUGCGGCGAAGUAUGGAUGACGUUGGAGGCAGUAGGGAAGAGGAUGAAAUCCAACAAGCUAUUAGACUUUCCUUGCAAGAUCUUGGUAUGAGCUAUACUCACGAGAACCAGAACCAAACUAGUGAGGAGCAGGUUAAGGAAGAUGAAAUUCCUACACAGCAGUCAGAAGAGGAGGAGGUCAGCAGUCACCAGCAUGCAUUCCGUCUCAUGAGUGUUAUUAGUCAUUUUGGAUGCACCACAAACACUGGACAUUAUGUAGCUGAUGUCUACAACUGUGAAGAGAAAAGCUGGUUCCAUUAUGAUGAUGAAGCAGUAUCCAAAAUACCUGAGAGUGUGGUAUUAGCAGAGGGGAGACAAAAGAAUGGAUACAUUUUCUUCUAUGUCCACAAGGACAUCUUCCAAGAGAUAGAAAGGAAAGCCAGCCUCCACAGAUAAUGAAGAGUACUACAGGUGCAUUUAUUUCAAUAUGUCUGUACACUAAGAGACUUGUGUAUAUAAUGUGGCUAUGUAAAUAAUGAAGAACUAUUUUUUUGUUUAGAAUUAAUGAAGAUAUUUUUAUUGAUAGAUGAUGGUAUGUGUAUCAUUGUGAAAUAAUUUUCUCCAUAUUAUUUAGCAUUAAGGUAGUCCUGUUAUAUAUAUGCUCUCUCUCUCUCUCUCUCUCUCUCUCUCUCUCUCUCUCUCUCUCUCUCUCUCUCUCUCUCUCUCUCUC
Messenger RNA from Portunus trituberculatus (swimming crab), 3297 nucleotides. RefSeq names its product ubiquitin carboxyl-terminal hydrolase 37-like. Gene Ontology annotation, biological process: protein deubiquitination; G1/S transition of mitotic cell cycle. Gene Ontology annotation, cellular component: cytosol; nucleus. The transcript is spliced from 12 exons. Bases 168 to 3023 code for a protein of 951 amino acids. Gene Ontology annotation, molecular function: cysteine-type deubiquitinase activity; cysteine-type endopeptidase activity. Lineage: Eukaryota; Metazoa; Arthropoda; Malacostraca; Decapoda; Portunidae. The record is from RefSeq and is a predicted model, not a curated record.